Messenger RNA from Cololabis saira (Pacific saury), 842 nucleotides. It is a transcript of the gene micos13, whose product is annotated as mitochondrial contact site and cristae organizing system subunit 13. The record is from RefSeq and is a predicted model, not a curated record. Lineage: Eukaryota; Metazoa; Chordata; Actinopteri; Beloniformes; Belonidae. The transcript is spliced from 4 exons. Gene Ontology annotation, cellular component: MICOS complex; mitochondrial crista junction. The coding region runs from base 130 to 471 and encodes 113 amino acids. Gene Ontology annotation, biological process: cristae formation.
AAUAAACUUUAUUGACACCGCAGCGGCGCACAGCUUGCCCUUCACCGCAGACAGCUGUCUCAUGUUCGCUGCUGGUCGCUUUUAAGUGUCUCUUAAAAGAUACAUCUGAAAUUACUCGGUUUUUGGACCAUGGCGGCAAGGAUUCUGCCCGUAUUGAAGCUGGCCACCAAGGUGACCAUCGCAGGGGGAGCUCUGUACGUCGCCCGGGACUCUGGACUGCUGGGAAACAGUGAGCAGGGCUUGGAGGCCUGGCAGAAAGCCAAAGCAGUGAUACCACCCGCCCUAGAGGAAUGGAUGAAGUACUUUGGUCUGGAGGCUCAACUUCCAACCAUGCCCAACAUUGAAUUUUCCCCGGUCAAGGCCUGGAACUCUGGAGUCCGGUGGACAAUUUCAGGCCUUUCAGAGGCUCCAACAAAAGCAAGUGAAUACUCAAAUCAAGGACUCCAGUAUGUGAAGGACUUGAUCAAGUGAAAAGGGACUCACUGGGUGACCUCACGUUAUCAAUCUGACUUUUGCACUUGAGAAAAGAUGUUACUCCUUCAAAAGUUUUAGCCCCUUGUCCAGGACAGAAGAUGCACAUCAUUAUAGAAAGCAGCCAGGUGAAAUUGAUAUGAAAGAGGAUGGUACUCUGGUUCUCCAUUUGAAAAUGGUAUUGGAAGAAAAUUGUAUAUAUUUCAUGAAAGCAAAGUGUUUUAAAUAACUUGUCCAUUCAGUUUAACACCAACAAUCACCACUGUCCAAUGAAGACCUUUCGUUGCUCUGUUCACUACCAAAUCUUAGAAAAUGUCUGUUGUACAUAUGCAGUCUGUGAGUAAUAAUAUUAAAACAAGUCCUGUCUUUAA